This is a messenger RNA of Acanthochromis polyacanthus (spiny chromis), 2078 nucleotides long. RefSeq names its product NHERF family PDZ scaffold protein 4b (gene nherf4b). The coding region runs from base 4 to 1590 and encodes 528 amino acids. Gene Ontology annotation, molecular function: signaling receptor binding; protein-membrane adaptor activity. Gene Ontology annotation, cellular component: apical plasma membrane. Gene Ontology annotation, biological process: protein localization to plasma membrane. The record is from RefSeq and is a predicted model, not a curated record. NCBI's taxonomy places the organism in Eukaryota, Metazoa, Chordata, Actinopteri, Pomacentridae. The transcript has 11 exons.
UAAAUGUUUGGAUGUACAACACUUGCACUGUUACAUCUGCCUGAGUGGGCAGCUGACCUGAUGGGAAAGAAACAAAGCAUGAAGUCAAGUAGAGGUUUGGUGGAAGGCAUAUGUUUGACUGAGAAUUUCACAUUUAAUCCUAAAGAGGGAAUAGACAAUCCAGUGAUGGACAUCACAGAUGGUGCAGACUCUGAGUCGACACCCACCCCACGCCUGUGUGUUCUGAAACGAGAGGAAGAGGAGUCCUAUGGCUUUCAUCUACGCGUGGAGAAGGGUUGCCAAGGACACGUAAUCAGAAAUGUGGUGUCAGGAGGGGUAGCAGAGCGUCACGGCCUUCACAAUGGAGACAGGCUGCUGGAAGUCAACAACUGCUAUGUUGUUGAUGCUCCUGAUGCUGAGGUGGCUCGAAAGAUAAAGCUAAGUGGACAGCAGUUAUGUUUAUUAGUGUUGGAUGGGGAGGAAUAUGAGCUGGCUGUGGCCCGAGGUCAUGACUUGCGAAGUCUGGUCAGAGCUUACAAAGAUGAAGACUGCAAACUACCGAGACUCUGCCACAUCCGCAAGGAUCCUGCCUCCGGUCUGGGCAUCAACUUUACACCAUUGGAAGGAGGGAAAGGUCGCUUCUCUGUGAGCCUGGUGACAGGAGGAGCAGCAGAAAAGGCAGGUGUUUGUAAGGGAGAUCGCCUGGUCUGGAUGGAUGGAGCCAUGGUGUCUGAUCUCACACACUCUGCCCUCAGCAGAAUGAUGAGAAAAUGUGGCAACCACAUCACCAUUCUGGUGGUUGAUAGUGAGAGUGAACAGAAGUACAUGCAGAAAAGGAUACCCAUCCUGCCCACCAUGGCUGUUCCACAUAACCUGCCUUAUAGAGCAAGAAAACUCCACCUCGUCUCUGGAUCUGAGGGCUAUGGGUUCCUCCUUCGACUGGAAAAGUCACCAUCAGGACGCACAUAUCAUGUUCUGCGUGACAUGGACAAAGACAGUCCAGCAGAGAAGGCAGGGAUGCGUGACGGAGAUAUGCUGCUGGAGGUCAAUGGAGAGUCGGUGGAGUCACUGAAGCAUGAGGAGAUUGUGGACAGAGUGAGACUGAGUGGACAACAGGUGUCCCUCACCACCAUCCCUCCCCAGGGGCUGGAGUUUUAUACGCAGCUGGGUCUGUCUCCUCUUCUGUAUUGUGAGGAUGAAGCUGUUGAGAAUGUAAAGGACAACAGUGUGCCAGCCUCCGCAGUAGAACAGUCACCACCAAAGGAAAUGGAUGGUCUGAGACUCUGUUCUGUCCAAAAAGGCCCUUUGGGAUUUGGCUUUACCCUGCGUUGUGUUCCAGAAAGUCCUGGGACAUUCAUCAGUCAGGUGACUUUUGAUGGUCCUGGGCAGUGUGCUGGACUAGUUGUGGGUGAUGUAGUGAUUGAAGUCAAUGGACAAAAUGUGGAGGAGAAAAAUCUGGAAGAUGUGAUGAUGCUUAUGAAAGGAGGACAUUCUGCUUCAUUACUAGUCAUAGAUAAGAUUCACUACAACAAGAAAAAUAAGACUGGCACAUCUAAUACAGAAGUCACUGACACAGAGGAGGGUGAUAAGUACGAGAUAACAAUUUUGUGAGCGGCAAGACAUUGAAUCCUGAAGACAUUCUCCACCACCAUAUCCCUGCGGUGAUUUUAAACUGAGCUGAACAGGAGAAAAAGACUUCUAAUAUCAAUAUUAGACGGGAGUACGUUACCUCAGUACAAUCCCAGAGUUUCACAAAGGAACUCGAAUAACAAAACGGAUAAAAUAAGCUGCAUGUAAAUUAGAUUUGAAUUAGUUCUGAAAAUAGUGUAUUGAUGGUAACAUCAUGACAUUGUUUUCAUUAUUUUACACUUCUUAUAGUGCAUAGUGUUAGUCAACAAUUACAACGCCUGACCUCACUUGUAAAAUAUCACAAAUUUAAUUUUAAUAACAUACGGAUAUGAAACACUACCAGGCUUAAAUAAUAAUCUGGAUGGAUUAGACAAAUGAUCCAUUCAGAGAUAUGAGCUGUCAUCCUCUGUGAUCUGUAUAUGAAAAGCCUUUUAAGAUUUAUUGCAAAACUGAAUAAAGUGUUAAUUGUG